Aegilops tauschii subsp. strangulata is the source of this 648-nucleotide messenger RNA. Its product is annotated as secreted RxLR effector protein 161. The record is from RefSeq and is a predicted model, not a curated record. NCBI's taxonomy places the organism in Eukaryota, Viridiplantae, Streptophyta, Magnoliopsida, Poales, Poaceae.
AUGACGCUCAAUCAGAAGAAGUACGCACUGGAUCUUCUUCAUCGUGCACACAUGGAGAAUUGCAAGCCUGUGUCAACACCUAUGUCAAUACAGGACAAGUUGUCGGUUCAAACCGGCACCGCUCUCUCGGCUGAUGAUGCCUUCGCCUAUCGCAGUACCGUUGGCGGCCUUCAGUACCUCACCUUGACGCGUCCAGAUCUUUCAUUUGCUGUGAACAAGGUCUGUCAAUUCUUGGCUGCACCAACUGAUGUCCAUUGGGAAGCUGUCAAGCAAAUUCUUCGGUAUGUGAAAGGCACCGUGAACACCGGGCUGCGUAUUCGCAAGGCUUCUUCCACUUUGCUCAGCAUCUUCACGGAUGCGGACUGGGCUGGUUGUAUCGAUGACCGGCGGUCGACGGGCGGCUAUGCCAUCUUCUUUGGCCCAAACCUCAUCUCCUGGAGUGCUCGCAAACAGCCUACGGUCUCGAGGUCAUCAACUGAAGCUGAGUACAAAGCACUAGCUAAUGGUACUACUGAGGCAAUAUGGGUUCAGUCAUUGCUCAAAGAGUUGAAUAUAACUCAGCCGCGUGCACCGGUUCUGUGGUGUGACAACCUGGGUGCCACUUACUUGACUGCGAAUCCUAUUCCAUGCAAGGACCAAGCACAUUGA